AAAACUAUGUUGGUAUUCUUUUGUGCAUUAUAUUAUCUUCUUAGCUAGUACUAUUACUCUUUUAUAGUAGUAGGCUAGCCUAGCCAUAAUUCAUAAAUAUAUGGACCACAUUUGGUUCAGUAGGUGAAGAAGAACCCUUUGGGAUUCUAUUUGGUUCAGGGAAGAAGACGCACUAGGGUUCUGGUCAAAUGGUUCUAAUAUAGAACUUUUAGGGCUGCCAUAUAUACAUCAAAUUCAUAGGACCCUUUUUCGGUUCUACUUCUAAGGCUAGGGGCAUGUUGUCAAACCUCAAUCUAUGAGAGGAGAGAGAGCCAGUGCGCGAGCGCGAGCUCAGUUUAUUAACGGCGCCGCACCGAUAACCACGCUGAAGCCGCCCUCCUGUAGCAUCUCCCGGUUUCUCAAUCACACCCCAGUUCUCGGGAAAGAUGGUCGCGGUGGAAACAUCCCCCAACUCGUCUCCUUCGGCUGAAUGGGUCGGCUGUCUGGAUAAAAGGCCUGCGGAGCGUUCUGGAGAGGAUGUGGAUAUUAUUCUGACCAGACUUAAAGGGGUUAAAGCCUUCCAGAGGUUCCACCCCUCCCUGCUGCUGCAGAUCUGCUCCUGUGCCUUCUACGAAUACCUGGAGAAAGGCAUCACCUGGAAUGUUCCGCCAGGGUGACAUCGGGACCAGCUGGUAUGCUGUUCUGUCUGGUUCUCUGGACGUCAAGGUGUCGGAAACAGCCAACCACCAGGAUGCUGUCGCUAUCUGCACGCUGGGAAUCGGGACGGCGUUUGGAGAGUCGAUUCUGGAUAAUACUCCUCGCCACGCCACCAUCGUCAGCAGAGAGACCAGCGAAUUGCUCCGCAUUGAACAGAGAGAGUUCAAGAGCCUAUGGGAGAAGUACCGUCAGUGUAUGGCUGGACUUCUGGCCCCUCCAUAUGGAGCCAUGGAGAGUGGAUCCAACAAUGAUCGGCUGGCAGACAAAGAAGGUCUAGGUUCCAAUACUCUCAGCCUCAUGAACAAGUCUCUCAACAAGGUUCAGUCAGAGAGGCUGCAGCGAGGGGGGAAGGUGAUGCGGAACGCCAUCCUCUCCAGAGCACCCCACAUGAUCAGGGACAGGAAGUACCACCUCAAGACAUACAGGCAGUGUUGUGUAGGUACAGAGCUGGUAGACUGGCUGGUGCAACAGAGUACCUGUGUACACACUCGCUCUCAUGCUGUAGGGAUGUGGCAGGCUCUGCUGGAGGAGGGAGUACUGAACCACGUGGACCAAGAGUUGGGGUUCCAGGACAAGUACCUGUUCUACCGUUUCCUUGACGACGAGGAGGAGGACACCCCGUUGCCUAGCGAGGAGGAGAAGAGAGAGAGUGAGGAAGAGCUUCCUGAGACCAUCCUCUUCCUUGCCCAGAUAGGACCUGACGCCCUGCUGCGCAUGAUCCUCCGCAAACCUCCUGGUCAGAGGACAGGUGAUGAUCUGGAGAUCAUCUAUGAUGAGCUGCUUCACAUCAAGGCCUUAUCCCACCUCUCCAACACUGUGAAGAGGGAGCUGGCCAGUGUUCUGAUAUUUGAGUCCCACGCCACUGCAGGAACCGUGUUGUUUAACCAGGGUGAGGAGGGCACAUCCUGGUACAUCAUCCAGAAGGGCUCUGUCAAUGUGGUCAUCUACGGCAAGGGUGUGGUGUGUACCCUGCACGAGGGAGAUGACUUUGGGAAGCUGGCACUGGUGACAGACUCCGCUCGAGCUGCCUCCAUCGUCCUCAGAGAAGACAACUGUCACUUCCUCCGAGUGGACAAGGAAGACUUCAACAGGAUACUCAGGGACGUGGAGGCGAAUACAGUGCGCCUGAAGGAGCAUGAGCAGGCUGUGCUGGUCCUGGAGAAGAGUCCCAGAGCCUCUACUCUGGGAAACAUCAAGUACACUGUGAUGUCUGGAACCCCUGAGAAGAUCCUAGACCACUUCCUGGAGACCAUGAGGAUGGACACACACCACGCUGACCCAGAUCCUGCGGUAGAUGACUUUGUCCUCAUGCACUGUGUCUUCAUGCCUAACAGCCAGUUCUGCCAGUUGCUCAUGGCACACUACCAUGCGGUGGCUCCCCCGGGUUCGGAGCAGGAGAGGUUGGAGUACGCUGUGACCUCUAAAAGACGAGUCCUCAAUCUGGCCCUGCGCUGGGCGGCAGUACACACACACCAUCUACAGGAGGAGCAAGCAGCACUCACAUUCCUGGAGGAGCUGUAUGGGAGUGUGUCCAGUGACUCACGGAUCCUCAGAGCGCUGAAAGACUUUGUACCCGACUUGGAGAAGGUCGUCAAACUACAUUCAGAAGAGGCCAAAUUGAAAAAGCAGAAGGUCCUUCUUAGAGAGUUCAGCAACGGAGACGAGAGACUAGCGAAGAAACAACCCAUCAGGAACUGUGACGAAAUCCUGUUGAAGGUCUACUGCAGUGACCAUACCUAUACCACUAUCCGGGUUGCCGUGGCAGCCACAGGGAGAGAGGUGACCAGUGCUGUGGCUGACAAACUGGCCUCAAACGAUGACCUACUAUUGGUCCACCUCAGCUCCGCAGGCGAGAAGCAGAUGCUGAAGCCCAAUGAUGUGUCCGUAUUCUCCACUCUGAGCAUCAACGGGCGUAUGUUCGCCUGUCCCAGGGACCAGCUGAAUGCGCUGACCCCUCUCCCAGACCAGGAGGGGCCCUCAGCGGGGUCCAUGUCCAGUUUUGAACUGAUGAGUUCUAAAGACCUGGCCUACCAGAUGACCCUGUAUGACUGGGAACUCUUCAGCUGCGUGCACGAGCAUGAGCUGUUGUACCAUACGUUUGGCCGUCAGAGCUUCAGGAGAACCACCGCCAACCUGGACCUCUUCUUACGCAGGUUCAACCAGGUGCAGCUGUGGGUUGUGACAGAGGUGUGUCUGUGUGGUCAGCUCAGCAAACGGGUUCAGCUGCUCAAGAAGUUCAUCAAGAUCGCUGCUCACUGCCGGGAGUUUAAGAAUCUGAACUCGUUCUUUGCCAUCAUCAUGGGUAUGAGCAACCCUGCAGUCAGCCGACUCACCCAGACCUGGGAGAAACUCCCCAGCAAGUUCAAGAAGUUCUACGCUGAAUUUGAAAGCAUGAUGGACCCGUCCAGGAACCACCGGGCCUACCGGCUGACCGUCACCAAAAUCGAGCCGCCAAUCAUCCCCUUCAUGCCCCUCCUCCUCAAAGACAUGACUUUCAGUCACGAGGGCAACAAGACAUUCAUAGACAACAUGGUCAACUUUGAGAAGAUACGGAUGAUAGCAAACACCAUCCGGGCAGUGAGACACUGCAGGAGUCAGUCGUUCAACCCCGAGGUGUGUCAGCCCAAUAAGAACCAUGCGGAGGUGAGGGGCUAUGUCAGAAAGCUGUGUGUGAUUGACAACCAGCGGACCCUGACAACGCUCUCCUAUAGGCUGGAGCCCCGCAGGACCUGAGCCCGCCCACCAUCACGGUAGUUACAUGUAGAGAUCACAGGUAACCUUCAUCACUGUGACAUGGCUUCAUCGGGCUGCUAUGACUUCAUCUGGAAAACUCAGACCUCUGACAUCACAUUGGAAUUCUUAGCCCUCUAUGACAUCACACAGAACCAUCAGCCUUUGCGACAUCACAUAGAAGAGCAAUGAUUAGAGAUCCGAGAACCUUAAGUGUAAGGUAAAUGUACAUCUAGAUAGAAAACUGCAAGUACUUAAAGUGACUGGGGAAAAAAAUCUGAUUUAAAAAUGAACAACUAUAGAUUUGAGGUCUUUUUUAGUGAUUAUCAGUAUCCCUUACUGAUAAUGUGAAAGUAGAUGUGAAAAAUAUGAAGAAAGUAUAUUGUACCAGUUUCACAAAUACCAAGAUAUUUUACAUAGUGUUAUAGAGAAGCAAAACCCCUAGCAUUGUUAAGCAUCGUUCUGAAAACUGUCCUCAAAUUCUUGCGUUAAAGCACAACUCAUGUAGCAUAUUGUUAUUUCUGUUUAAUCAGUCAUCCUUCUCAGUUGUGUUCUCGUCAUGUACUUUUGCAUAUGUAGAUACAGUAUAUUUGACUUGUGUCUCUUGUUUUACCUCAGGACCUCAUUAUGAUGUCAGUGUGUUGAGUGUCUAGUCUGUCUGAUCUUUAAAUAAAAAAUUAUCUAAUAUAAUAAUCAAAACAUU
This is a messenger RNA of Oncorhynchus keta (chum salmon), 4129 nucleotides long. Its product is annotated as rap guanine nucleotide exchange factor 4-like. Gene Ontology annotation, cellular component: plasma membrane. NCBI's taxonomy places the organism in Eukaryota, Metazoa, Chordata, Actinopteri, Salmoniformes, Salmonidae. Gene Ontology annotation, molecular function: guanyl-nucleotide exchange factor activity. Bases 640 to 3429 code for a protein of 929 amino acids. Gene Ontology annotation, biological process: positive regulation of GTPase activity; Ras protein signal transduction. The transcript has 30 exons. The record is from RefSeq and is a predicted model, not a curated record.